AUGGCUACCUUCACCAACAUGUCCGAGUCUGACUUGAUCCUAUCCAAGAAGUUCACAGUGUGCCCCACGCACGUCGAGAUCGAUAUAAAUAAGCGGAUCUACAAGAUGGGCCCACACCUCCGAUGCAUCGCAUUCGGGAAUGGGGACGUAGAGCUCAUCUCAGAGAAUAACCCUGUGGACGCAGAGAGCAAUGACAUGAAUGACUCGAAUGACGUGCUACUGUCAGUCACCUUUGACGAUAGCUGUUCACCGCCCCUCGCGACGUUCACCUUCAAGCAAGACAUCGGUCACCUGAUUGCUCACUUGCCCGCAGGACAUGAGCUACUGGUCGAAGUCAAUGUGAUGAAGGAUGAUGUGACAGUAUUGGUCAAGCGUGUUCCAGAGCAUGCCGGUAUUGGUGACGGUCAUACUGAAGGCUCCUCGGUCCCCGGUGACGUUCGGCUUCCCUCGGCUACCACCGACCCAACCUAUGGCGUUCUGAAUAUGGGGAGGAAACAUGAGAUUGCUAUUGAUUGGAAGACCUUCCAAGAUCAGCUUUCGUCUUGA
This is a messenger RNA of Peniophora sp. CBMAI 1063, 546 nucleotides long. The record is from the annotation of a GenBank genome assembly. NCBI's taxonomy places the organism in Eukaryota, Fungi, Basidiomycota, Agaricomycetes, Russulales, Peniophoraceae.